This is a messenger RNA of Arvicanthis niloticus (Nile rat), 1863 nucleotides long. It is a transcript of the gene Haus8, whose product is annotated as HAUS augmin like complex subunit 8. The record is from RefSeq and is a predicted model, not a curated record. Lineage: Eukaryota; Metazoa; Chordata; Mammalia; Rodentia; Muridae.
ACGCGUCUCAGGGGCAUCUUGAAGCCACGCCCUCCCUCGGCGCUCUUGGCCCGGCUAUUGGCCCGGCUAUUAGCCCGGCUAAACCAACUGUAGCGAGCACGGUGCCCACCCUGCGGCCGGUGUACUAAGAGCAUUCUCCGGCCUCCAGCACUACUCCCUGCCUCCUAGAGGGCGGGACUCUGAGACGUUUGCCUUUGAGUGGAAGGAGGGAGAAUGGCAGAUUCCUCAGAGCCGGACAUUGGGAAGCCUGCAGCCGCUGGUACUCGUGCUGUUCCCAAGGCAAAGGGAAGGAGAGUGCAAGGAGGAAGAGUGGUCGAGUCCCGGUACCUGAAUUAUGACAAGAAAAAGGUUUCUGUAGCAGCCAAAGGAGAGAAGCCACCUGAGGGAAGGAAGGCCAGCACAGUGCCUAGGAGCAGAAGCAGAGAAGAGAGCCAAGUGAUGGGCACGGGCAACCUGCAGUCUACCAUGCUGGAAGGGCAUGGCAUAAACCCGCCAGACCUGGACCUCUCCGCCAUCGACGACAAAAUCAUGUCCAGGAAGGCUUCCCGGCCUGACAGGGAAAUGACAGACAAAGCUAAGUCCACAUCCUUCGCUAGCUGUGACAAAACAGGAGUCCUUCGAAAGAAGAGACGGGAUCUGCAGGAGACCAUGGACAUGAUGGAGUCGCAGACGCUGCUGAUGACCCUGCUGUCUGUGAAGAUGGAGAACAACCUGGCUGUGCUGGAGGAGAAGGCGGAGAAGGACUUGGCAGCCAUAUGCCAUGAGAAGGAGAGGCUGCAGAGGCAGGCACUGGAGCUGCGGCGCCAGCUGCUUCUCCGACAGAAACAGCAGGAGCUGGCCACUGCCCUUGAUGCCCAGAUUGAAGUGCUAAGCCCUCUUCAGCCUGUGUUAGAGUGCUUCAAAGAGGAAUACAAGACCCUGGGCAGAGCCCUGGACACCACGCGACACGAGCUGCCCACACAGGCUGUCCACAUGGAAGGAAGUGGGCAGGAGCUCCUAGAUGAUCUGGAGCCAGCCCUGACGACCACCCUGCAGCUGCUGGGUGAUCUGAGCAUCUGCUCCCCAGAUGCCAGUGCACAGGUGCAGGGAUCCAGCACACAGCAGCCUGGAGCCAGUGCACAGCUGAACUGUUGGCUGAAGGAACUGAAGGGCUUGGUCGCUGAGAAAGACCUGGAGCUUGGCAGACUUGUCAGCCAGGUGGUGGAACUUUCCUCCCAGGCCAGUAAAGAAGCAGCUUUGACAAACCAGGAAGUCUGGGAAGAGGCAGAGGCCACCCUCACCAGCAGCCAGUGGUACUUCAGUCCAGAUGCCUGCAGGGACCAUAGUCCCCACCCAGGACAGGACGGAUUACAGCAGGCCUGACCCUUGAUUGCCUCAGGCAGCCAGUGCUUCCGGAGCAUCCCCAGCUGCCUCUUCUCCUCAUUUGUUUCCUCAUGCCUCCUCCUUGUGGACUGAAGGAAGUUUGGUGGUCCAGUAUUCUGAAAAGCUUGUGCACUUUGGUUUUGGUUUGCUUUGGUUCUUGUCUUGAUGGUGCCGUUGAGGUGGGAAGACACAUCAGUCUUGGCAGCACCAUCCCUUGGGUUUGGGUCCUAGACUGAGUGAAGAAAGCAAGCUGAAUACAGUGUGAUGCAUUUGUUCUGCCCGCUGCUAACUGUGUGUGUGACUAGUUAAACAGCAUCCUAGACUCCCACAAUGGUGAUGCUUUUCCUGGGCUGGGAACCAAGUGACCCCUUCUCCCCCAGGAUUCUUUUGUUAGGGUAAGUUGACAUCACUGCAGGUGUUAUGCCCAGUUCUGAGGAACCCCAGGAGACUGCCAGAAAUUGUGGAUACCAAUGUAAUAAACAAAGAGUUUUUAUUAUACGA